Papaver somniferum (opium poppy) is the source of this 2297-nucleotide messenger RNA. Its product is annotated as ferrochelatase-2, chloroplastic-like. The transcript has 11 exons. Lineage: Eukaryota; Viridiplantae; Streptophyta; Magnoliopsida; Ranunculales; Papaveraceae. Bases 281 to 1930 code for a protein of 549 amino acids. Gene Ontology annotation, biological process: heme biosynthetic process. The record is from RefSeq and is a predicted model, not a curated record. Gene Ontology annotation, molecular function: protoporphyrin ferrochelatase activity.
GGAACACUGGGUCUUGUUUUCUCCUUGAAAAAAGUCCAAACUCACAUAAAUGUCUAUCCGUUAAGGAGAAAAACAAACAAUCUUCACCAACCGUUUCCUGAUUAAUAUUUUCAUUUUUCUGUAAAAAUUCCAAGACCCAUUUUCUCUCUUUUCCUUUUCAUUACAUCCAUCCAUUUUGAACUUUGGUGGUGCUGUUCUUUAUGCAUAUUUCAAUCUCUUAAUAUUAAGUAGACAAUAUUUUCCAGUAGCAUCAGAUUAGUUUAAAGAUUUUAGUGCAUAAAUGGGAGCUGUAAAGGUUCUUGCACUCUCCCUUCCAUCUCCAGCUUCCCAAUGGGAGAGAUUAUCAUCAUCCAAUCAGGCAAGUACUCGAGGUGUAAAUGAGGGGAUGGGAUACACAGAAACAAGACCACCUUCAAAUCAAGCUUCAUAUCCAAUUAGGAAAUUGCCACACCCAACAGCAUGCAUCACUCAAAGGUCUCAUCAAUAUAGUGGGGAUGCUUCUGUUAGAACAAGUCUACCAAAGAGUCGCAUAGUUUCCAAAAACUCAUCAAGAUGGCUACAAACACCAUCUUCAGUUUCAAAGCAACCACUCAGAAAUGGGUCUUUUGACUCUUUUCCCCUAAGGGCAUUAGUUACCUCUACAACUCAAGAUGCAUCUACGCCACUUCUUAUUGGUGACGAAAAGAUUGGAGUUUUGUUGCUGAACCUUGGAGGUCCAGAAACUCUUGACGAUGUGCAGCCUUUCUUGUAUAAUCUUUUUGCUGACCCGGAUAUUAUACGGCUGCCAAGAUUGGUCCGUUUUCUUCAAGGUCCCCUGGCACAGUUCAUAUCUGUACUUAGAGCACCAAAGAGCAAAGAAGGUUAUGCUUCCAUUGGUGGUGGUUCACCUCUUCGCCAGAUAACGGAUGCACAGGCCGAGGAGUUGAGGAAGUCUCUUUGGGAAAAGAAUGUCCCAGCAAAGGUGUAUGUUGGAAUGCGUUAUUGGCAUCCUUUUACCGAGGAAGCUAUUGAGCAGAUUAAACAGGAUGGAAUUUCAAAGCUUGUGGUGCUUCCUCUUUAUCCACAAUUUUCAAUAUCAACUAGUGGUUCAAGCCUUCGGUUGUUGGAGAGUAUUUUUAGAGAAGAUGAGUAUUUGGUGAACAUGCAACACACUGUUAUUCCAUCAUGGUACCAGCGUGAAGGAUACAUAAAAGCUAUGACAAACUUAAUUGAAAAGGAGUUAAAAAAAUUUAACAGCCCUGAGAAGGUGAUGAUAUUUUUUAGUGCUCAUGGGGUGCCAGUUGCAUAUGUCGAAGAAGCUGGUGACCCCUAUAAAGCUGAGAUGGAAGAGUGUGUGGAUUUGAUCAUGGAAGAACUAGAAAGACGAAAAUUAAAUAAUCCAUAUACUCUUGCGUAUCAGAGUAGAGUUGGACCCAUUGAAUGGUUAAAGCCUUACACUGACGACACAAUUAUAGAGCUCGGUGAAAAGGGCACAGAGAGUCUUCUUGCUGUUCCUAUCAGCUUUGUCAGCGAGCACAUUGAAACUCUUGAAGAGAUCGAUGUCGAGUACAGAGAGUUAGCUUUAAAAUCUGGUAUAAAGAAUUGGGGCCGUGUUCCUGCUCUAGAUUGUGAGCCGACCUUCAUCGCAGACUUGGCAGAUGCCGUAAUUGAAAGUCUUCCAUACGUCGGGGCAAUGGCAGUCUCAAAUCUGGAAGCUCGACAGUCUCUCGUCCCACUUGGUAGUGUGGAAGAGCUAUUAGCAACAUAUGAUUCACAGCGCAGGGAACUACCACCACCAGUGACGAUGUGGGAAUGGGGUUGGACAAAAAGUGCUGAAACCUGGAACGGCAGAGCAGCAAUGAUCGCUGUACUUGUUCUAUUGGUUUGGGAAGUGACUACAGGAGAGGGGUUUCUGCACCAGUGGGGCAUAUUACCAACUAUAACCCACUGAAUUUUCUACAACUGCCUUUAUUUUUAUAGUCUUAUCCAGAUGAAUGAAGCUAUAAGUACGGCUCGUCUCCUAUAUCUCCGUGCCGCGAACAUUCCUUCAUAAUUCAUUUGAUGUAUAUGCAUGCAGUUUCGGUAUGUGGAUAUCCAAAGAUAUUGGCAUAAGAUCCACAGGGUACAAAUGUGUUGCGUAUCUUAGUCGAAGUUCCAUUUUUCCUCUUUCUGCUUCUUUUCGCCUUUCCUUUUUCUUAAUUGAUAAAUAUGUAUUAUUGCAUAUGCAUAAUGCAUUAUUUUGUAAAAUGCCAACAACUAAAAUACGCGUGCUUAAAGGUCUGUUACUUUUUUGAGCUAUGGAAAUUUGCUUUGAUUCA